Molecule: messenger RNA, 2222 nt
Organism: Cynoglossus semilaevis (tongue sole)
Lineage: Eukaryota; Metazoa; Chordata; Actinopteri; Pleuronectiformes; Cynoglossidae
Exons: 2
Coding region: 282-1832 (516 amino acids)
Source: RefSeq, a predicted model, not a curated record
CAUGUAGAUGACGUCUUGUUUUUGUUUGUUUUUUUACAUUUUCCAUUCAAUUGAUGCUAACUAUGCUCCACAGCGUUUAGCUUCGUGUGAGCGUAACCGUUUCAGUGACGUCACUCCAGGCCGACCAAUCAGCACUUCAAAAUGCACGUCCGCUCAUGACCAGUAUGUUGGUUUCUCCGUUUUCUUCCUUCCUUCACUCUCUCCUCGUCCACCAUUUUGGGAGUCAAAACAUCCAGUGGUAAACAGCACGCACCUCCUCCACGCUCCUCCGUGGCCUUACUAUGGUUCACACCUGUGUGGUGGCGGGCUGUAGGAACCGAAGGACCCCCGGCACCACUUUAUCCUUCUACCGCUUCCCGCGGGACCCGGAGAGGAAGCAGCGGUGGAUAGCGGCUGUGAAUCGGGAGGGCUGGGUGCCCAAUGACGGCAGUCGACUGUGUAGUACCCACUUUAUCUCAGGUAAACAGGUGAAAAAUCCACGUUCACCAGAUUAUGUUCCCUCAGUGUUCACCACAGCUCCCUUAUCACCAGAGAUGAAGGAAUCAGCGGCCUCAGAAGUUCCUGACAAACAGGAGGCGCGAGUUGAGGCGGCUAAUGCCUUGCUGUUCCUGCAGGGCCAGGGCACGUCCUCCGCGGGGGUGCAGGACCAGGAGGAGCGUCCCGAGGAGAAAGAACAGGAGGCAGCUGUGGAGGAGAGUGCGUCUUCCCUCAGCACAGAUGAAGAAAAUGAGGACAGCGAGGAUGAACCUGUGAGAGACAGCAAAAAAGGAAAGUUCUCUCAAGUGCCAGUGGCACAAAUCAAUUUCGAAGACAUCCUUAGGGUCCUGAAGAAGGAAAACCAGCUUCUGAGGGAGUCUGUAGAGAAAAUGUCUCUGUCUGAGAACUCGUUGAGGAACGACGCAGAGAAGGUAAAGUUUUACACUGGUUUACCAAACUUUUUUGUUCUGGAGACAGUCAUGUGGCUGCUGGCACCUCACAUGGAUGGAAUGAAGAAUGCCAGACUCUCCAAAUUUCAGCAGCUGCUGCUGACGCUGAUGCGGUUACGACUGGACCUCCGCAACCAAGACUUGGCCUAUCGCUUUGGAGUCAAAGCCAGCACCGUGACCAGGACGGUUCAUCGGAUGGUCAACAUCAUGUCCUCCACUCUGGUGCCCACGGCCGUCUUCUGGCCCUCUAGAGCAGAGCUCCGUAAAAAUCUUCCUGCAGCCCUGCGCGCCUCCCACCCUGACUGUGCCGUUAUCAUCGACUGUUUCACUGUGCCUUUUGAGGAGCCGUUUGCUCAGGGUGACCAGCAAAAGAGUGUGGGGCAAAACGCUCAGGGGUUUGGAGCAGGUUACAAUCUUCUAAAGUACCUGAUAGGUGUGGCUCCUCAGGGUGUUGUCACCUUCGUGUCCAGGGGAGUGCAGGGAAACAUCAGUGAUAAGAGUCUGGCCGAGGGCUGCGGAUUUCUGUGCAAACUUCUCCCGGGCGACGUCGUGUUGGCGAGUCACAAUCUGGACAUUGCCGAUUCCGUGGCUGCCCGCGGAGCAGUGUUUCAAAUCGCAGGUGGCGUCCAAGGAGCAGCAAACGGAAGCUCGAAGGACUUGCUGUCGACAGUUUGUGCCUCUGAGACACUGGGCGUGCAGAAGCACGUGGAGACGGUGAUCUCCAUGGUGAAACGCAGGUACUCCAUGCUCACCGGGCCCGUCGAGGGCUCCUUCACCACAGCCCCCGAGCGGUCGUCCAACCUCACCACUUUUGAUAAAAUUGUGCAAGUUGCCUGUGCCUUAAACAACCUGUGCAUCUCAGCUGCUCCGCUAGAGAAAUUUCCUCAGAAAACACCAACUUCUUAAGUCCCACUGCUGGUUCAAGCAGGUCAAGAUCCCUUUACUGAUCCGUUUAGAUCCCUUUACUGAUCCUCCUAGAUCCCUUUACUGCUCUGGACCUUUUGGCACGCUCUGCUACGACGUCCCUGUGUCAACACUAUGUUUGGUACUGAAAUGCUGUUUGUACUUUUAUACUUUAAAUGUCACUUCUUUAACCUUAAUGGCUCAGUCUGUAGGGACAUUAUGCUAUAGAACAUGUAGAUGCACUCCCUACCUGAAGGGUGUGCUAUAAACAAUGUUUUGAAAGCUUUUAUCUGCAAUGGUAAAUUAUUAUUUCUGUCAUUUUAAAUCGCUGACUGACAACAGUGGUAUUUGCGCAGAUAACGAUGUUACAAUACAGGGGGUCCUCGUUUUUGC